AUGCCCAUUGCCUCUCUCGCCCCCAGCAUCGCCAUCCCAUCGGUUGAUCUGCCGACAUUCUUUUUCAACACAGUAAAGAAUUCGACGCUAUUUGGGCAGAAGCCCGAGCUGCCCUUCCUUGUCAGCGAGUCCAAGACCCUGUCGUUUGCUGAUCUGGAGAAGCUCACCAAUGCUCUCGCCUCGGGCCUUUUCAACAACACCGGUCUGAAUAAGGGCGAUACACUGCUGGUCGUCCUCCCAAACAACGUCUACUACCCAGCAAUCACCCUGGCGACACAGAUGGUCGGUGCUGUCGUCACCACCGCCAACCCACUGUACACUGCGCGCGAGCUUGCCCACCAGAUCAAGCUGACUGGCGCAAAGAUGGUGGUUUCGAUUGACGCCAAGGUCCCUGCCAUCAAGGAAGCAGUGAAUUCUGCUGCGUCGUCUAUUCCUGACAACCUCAUCUUUACGCUAGAUGGUGCCAACCCUAUUUUCAACAUCCUCUCAACCAAGCCCUUCCCGCGCGUCUAUCUGCGCACUGAGGAAGAGACGAAGAAUGCGCUUUCGUUUAUUGUCUUCAGUUCUGGUACCAGCGGCAAUCCCAAGGGUGUCAUGCUCAGCCACCGCAACGUCGUCGCCAACAUCACGCAGAACCUGGCAGUUGACAAGAGCGACAAGUACCUUACCGACGCCUACGCACAUAUCGAGCCUAAUGCACAUAUGAUCGCUGUCCUCCCGUUCUUCCACAUCUACGGCCUGACAUGCAUCAUGCACUUGCAGCUGUGCCAGGGCCGCCCACUUGUGAUCAUGCCCCAGUUCGACCUUGAAAAGUUCUGCCAGCUAGUGCAGCAGUACCGCUGCCGCGCUGCCCACCUGGUGCCGCCUAUUAUCCUCGGUCUGACCAAGAGCCCGGUUGUCAAAAGGUACGACAUCUCGAGCCUGCUGUUUAUCAACAGUGGGGCUGCUCCACUCACCAAGGAGCUGCAGCAGGAGGCACAGAAGGUUCUGGGAUUCCCAGUUUGCCAGGGAUAUGGCCUUUCUGAAUCAAGCCCAGUGAUUACCCGGAUUAGCCCUGGUAAGGUUGUGUAUGGCUCAUCAGGCCAGCUCAUUCCAAACAUGACUGCCAAGGUCAUUGACGAUGAUGGCAAGGAGGUUGGUCCUGGUGAGGUUGGCGAGCUGUGCUACCGCGGUCCCAACAUCAUGGUGGGCUACCUGAAGAAUCCAGCGGCUACUGCCGAGACCUUGGACUCUGAGGGCUAUCUCCAUACCGGAGAUGUUGGCUAUAUCGACAAGGACGGCUACAACUUCAUCACCGACCGCAAGAAGGAACUGAUCAAGUACAAGGGCUUCCAGAUCCCACCCGCUGAAAUUGAGGGCCUGCUGCUUGAUCACCCAGCGAUUCUGGACGCAGCAGUCAUUGGUGUCUAUGACGACACUCGGGCAACUGAGGUUCCCAAGGGAUUCGUCGUUAUCAAGCCCAAUGCCAACAAAACAGGUAUUGUUGAUGAGAUUCACUCAUGGCUGAACUCGCGCGUCACUCAUUACAAGCGGCUGCGUGGUGGAAUUGAGGUCAUCGAUGCCGUUCCCAAGUCAGCAACCGGGAAGAUCCUCCGGCGUGUUCUGAAGGAGCGCGAGUCGCAGAAGCACAAGGCCAAGCUUUAAUAUCUGGUAAUGUUAGGGGUGAAAUAU
Messenger RNA from Linderina pennispora, 1671 nucleotides. Its product is annotated as acetyl-CoA synthetase-like protein. Gene Ontology annotation, molecular function: CoA-ligase activity. The record is from RefSeq and is a predicted model, not a curated record. The coding region runs from base 1 to 1644 and encodes 547 amino acids. Gene Ontology annotation, biological process: secondary metabolic process. The transcript has a single exon. Lineage: Eukaryota; Fungi; Kickxellomycota; Kickxellomycetes; Kickxellales; Kickxellaceae.